This is a messenger RNA of Antechinus flavipes (yellow-footed antechinus), 1646 nucleotides long. RefSeq names its product solute carrier family 16 member 11 (gene SLC16A11). NCBI's taxonomy places the organism in Eukaryota, Metazoa, Chordata, Mammalia, Dasyuromorphia, Dasyuridae. The transcript is spliced from 4 exons. The coding region runs from base 259 to 1599 and encodes 446 amino acids. Gene Ontology annotation, biological process: monocarboxylic acid transport; transmembrane transport. Gene Ontology annotation, molecular function: monocarboxylic acid transmembrane transporter activity. The record is from RefSeq and is a predicted model, not a curated record.
CACCUCAUUCCUUCUUUUCCUUUUCCUCAUUUCUACAAAAAGGAGCUGGGUGUUUGGCUCUGAGGCUCCAGCACCUACCGUAGGCUUCGCCAACUCCUUUUCCUCACAACCACAGGGGUGUUCCUUCCCAUUGGAGGGAAUCGAGUCCUAACAUCUGCUCUUUAAGGAGGAGUCAAGACACAGAGUGGUGGGGUCCUAAUCCUUCCUAUUCCUCCUGGGCUGUCAUUUUCUCAUUUCCAAUUUCUGCUCCCACAGGCAAUGACACCUUCUCCACUAGCCAGACCCCCUGAUGGGGGCUGGGGCUGGGUGGUGGCAGGCUCCGCAUUUGUGGUGAACGGGCUCUCCUAUGGGCUGCUCCGAUCCUUGGGCCUUGCUCUCCCUGCCUUAGCAGAGUACUUUGACCAAAGUACCCAAGACACUUCGUGGAUCAGUGCCAUCACUCUGGCUGUGCAGCAGGCUGCCAGCCCAGUGGGCAGUGCCCUGAGUACACGUUGGGGGGCACGUCCUGUGGUGAUGGUAGGAGGUCUCAUCACUUCCCUUGGCUUCAUUCUCUCAGCCUUUGCCAGCAGCCUCCUGCACCUCUACCUCAGCCUUGGCCUUCUCGCGGGCUCUGGCUGGGCUCUGGUGUUUGCCCCAGCCCUGGGUACCGUUUCUCGAUACUUCUCCAAGCGCAGGGUCCUGGCUGUGGGGCUGGCCCUGACUGGCAACGGGGUAGCCUCCUUGCUCCUGGCCCCAGUUCUACAACUCCUCCUCGAUGCCUUUGGUUGGCGAGGCGCCCUGCUCCUGCUUGGGGCCACCACCCUCCAUCUCACCCCCUGUGGGGCCCUGCUCCGGCCCUUGCCUCUCUCUGGAGAUCCUAUUACCCCACCCCACAGUCCCCUUGAUGCUCUUGGUCUCACCCUGUUCACCCACUCUGCCUUUGCUGUGUUUGCACUGGGCACAACCCUGGUGGGCCUUGGCUAUUUCAUUCCCUAUGUGCACCUUGCCCCCCAUGCUCUGGACCUUGGGCUUGGAGGAUAUGGGGCAGCUCUAGUGGUUGCUGGGGCAGCAGUAGGGGAUGCGGGAACCCGACUGGUCUCUGGGUGGCUGGCAGACCAUGGCUGGAUCCCUCUCCCACGAUUGCUGGCCAUGACUGGGGCACUGACUGGGCUGGGGCUGGUGGCAGUGGGGUUAGUGCAGGAACAAGAAGAAGGGUGGGGGGGACCCCUACUGGCAGCAGCCGGAGCUUAUGGAAUGAGUGCAGGUGCAUUUGCUCCACUGGUAUUUGGUGUUCUUCCUGGUCUUGUAGGGCUUGGGGGCAUCUUGCAGGCCACAGGGCUGGUGAUGAUGCUGAUGAGCCUGGGAGGACUCCUAGGUCCACCACUUUCAGGUUUCCUUCGGGAUGUGACAGGUGACUUUAAAGCUUCCUUCCUUGUCUGUGGCUCCUUCAUCCUUUCUGGCAGCUUCAUCUACUUGAUGCUCCCUGGUGCCCUGCCUCCCUGUCAUCCUACUCCGCCUCCUCCAACCCCUUCUGCUGAGCAGGGAGAACUCCUUCCCUCUCCUGAAAGUGCCCUGGGUUCCCCAAAAGAUCCUCAUUCCUUUUCAAAUACUAAUUGUUGACUCCUUAUUCUUUCCCCUUUCCCUCCAAAUAAAAUUACUACCAACUC